AAAAAAUUGCAUAUCGAUCUGCUUAAUGCUCAAACACCACAUACUUGCAUUUUAUCGGUUUUGAUAUCGCUCUCGUAACUCAUCGCUCGCGAAACGAUUAACGAAAAAUUUUCAGUCUUCAGUGGUUUUUCGCAACUGCAAGUGCAAUCUGGUGAUUUUAAUUUUCUAUUUUUAUACUUAUUGGAAAAUCUAUUAGAAAAUGUCGGCGGAAGUCGCGGGAAAACUCCCUAAACCCCAAAUGCGGGGACUCCUUCACAGGCAAAUCAAGAGGAACCUCGUCAUUGCCGGUAUCGCCUGCUUCAUCGGCGGGGCCUACAUGAGAUUCGUAUACGGGGCUAGAAACAAGAAGGCUUACGCGGAUUUCUACUUGAAUUUCGACGCUGAAAAAACGUUUCACGAGAUGAGAAGGAAGGGCGUGUUCAAUUCCUGCGACACAGAUGACGAUGAUGAAUAGUUGCAUUGCAUUUUGUAGAUAGAUAAGCGACGGUUGGUCUAAUAAAUAUUGUAGGAUUUAAAAAAAUAAUUAGUUUUCGCUAACUUCCUUUAUGUUACAAGGAUACAACUGUUAAUAGAAAGAAGAAUUGGGUGAACGUCACGUUGCCAAAUUGUAGUAGACUCCUCGCUUUUAGGAAAUUUUUUAUAGCGUAUUCUUGGAGUUUCCAAACUGGUGUAUUUAUUUUAACAAAUUUUUAUAAAAUUAGGAAUUUCGAAACGCACAAAAUAAGUACGAGUUACUUUAAGACUAAUUUUAAAUUGUAACACGAAUAUUAACUAAGUUCGUUUUAUCUAACAACCAACACGAGGAGAAGUUUGGCAACUUAACAACUCCGCAUUUGACAUAUUUCUGACAUCAAGUCAUCAACUCACUUGAUAAAAAAAAAAAAAGAAAAAUUGCAUCUAGUUAAAAGACCACUUGAUUAAUACCAAAUAAUCGUAAAAUGGCUGGAGGAGAAGUAAGCAAAGUGUCGAAGCCCCAACUUCGAGGCCUCCUGGCCAGUCAAAUUAAAAAGAACGUCAUCAUAGCAGUCGCCCUUUCGGCCGUCGGUGCAGUUAUAUAUAAAACGAUGGUUAAUGAUAAUAGGAAAAAGGCUUACGCAGAAUACUUCAAGAACUUCGAUAUCGAACAGAGGUUUAAUGAAAUGCGGAACAAGGGUCUCUUCGAUUCCUGCGAACCGGAUAAUUAAAUUGAUAAUCUGGCUUAGACAUUAUUAUAGUAUUUAUGUAAGGGGAAAAAUUAAAAUAUUGAGUUUUAAUUGAA
This is a messenger RNA of Phyllotreta striolata, 1258 nucleotides long. NCBI's taxonomy places the organism in Eukaryota, Metazoa, Arthropoda, Insecta, Coleoptera, Chrysomelidae. The record is from the annotation of a GenBank genome assembly.